GUGAUGUCUCACCUGCGGCUUAUGUGCAUACAAAGUGCCCGAUUCUAGACCUCAACCAUUCGCUUCGAUAUCCUACUUUGUCUACAGAAUGCCCAAUUCUUGAUCUCCAAAGUCGGCUAUAAAGGCAUGCUCAAUUCCCAGGAUUUCACUCACCUAUGUAACAUCCCCAAAUACACUGCAGCAACACCAUGUUCUCUACCAUCGCCACCCUGGUGGCCCUCACCACCUCCACCACCGCCCUCCUGCACCCCCGCUCCAUCACCCCCCCAACCGGCUGCCCCCUCCCCACCUGGCAAGUAACCACCUUCCAUUGGUACAACGGCAUGGUAAACGUAUGCUGGACCGGCAUGCCCAACUACCAACCCUGGGGGUACGGGCCCCCGGAGACGCUCGACAUCGAUUUCGCAGACGGUCUGACCUGCCACGACGAGUACAUCGGAUACCGGGUCCAUGAUAUCGGUAACGGCGCGUCGAAUUGCGGAUAUGCGGAUCGGGGCGAGGGUCGGAUUGUUUCGUUUUAUGGGAGUUCGGAUUAUGAGACGUCCACGGGGCGGAUGGAUUAUGUUCUGGGGGAUGGACAUGCGUUGGAGUGUACAAAUGGGAGUAGGAUUACGUAUCAGGGGAGUACGGAGUUUACUUUGACCUGUACGCAUGAUGCGGAUUUUAACGCGACGUGUACGGCGCCGGUGUUUGAGAUUCCGGUGUUGAGUUGGGAGUGGGUUUCUUGA
This is a messenger RNA of Aspergillus ibericus CBS 121593, 728 nucleotides long. RefSeq lists its product as uncharacterized. Lineage: Eukaryota; Fungi; Ascomycota; Eurotiomycetes; Eurotiales; Aspergillaceae. Bases 189 to 728 code for a protein of 179 amino acids. The transcript is spliced from 2 exons. The record is from RefSeq and is a predicted model, not a curated record.